Molecule: messenger RNA, 618 nt
Organism: Nelumbo nucifera (sacred lotus)
Lineage: Eukaryota; Viridiplantae; Streptophyta; Magnoliopsida; Proteales; Nelumbonaceae
Source: RefSeq, a predicted model, not a curated record
AUGAAGAGUAAUGGGUAUAUACAGGGACAGUCUGAUCAUACAAUGUUUGUCAAACAUUCUUCAGAAGGACUGAUUUCUWCGUUGAUUGUCUAUGUUGAUGAUAUUGUUCUAACAGGGGAUUAUGCUGAGGAGUUUCCAAGAGUCAAAGAAUUUCUGACUAGAGAGUUUGAGAUCAAGGACCUAGGUAAACUCACAUACUCCUUGGGAAUGGAAGUGGCUAGGUCUAAGCGGGGCAUUGCAGUUUCUCAAAGAAAGUAUGUAGUGGAUCUUCUUAAAGAAACAGGUAUGCUUGGGUGUAAACCUGCAGAGACACCUAUGGACUACACUACCAAACUUGGUUCAAAUAAAGAAAGUACUCCUGUAGAUAAGGGAAGAUAUCAAAGGCUUGUAGGGAAAUUGAUCUAUCUCUCACAUACUAGGCCUGACAUAGCAUUCUCAGUAAGUGUUGUUAGUCAGUUCAUGAACAACCCUAUUGAAGAACACAUGACAGCGGUGUACAGAAUCUUGAGAUACUUGAAAAUGACUCCAGGAAAGGGACUGUUAUUCAGAAAAAACUCAAGCAAGGAAGUGGAAUUGUAUUCUGAUGCAGACUGGGCAUGCUCAAUCACAGAUAGAUGA